AUGGUCUGGAGACGGGAGACCACGGCCGUUUCUUCGCUGAAGAAGGCAAUGUCUUGUAUACCUGUGUGCUCAAAGGGAUCGUCUCUGCGAAUUGCGCCUGAAAGAGCUCAAGCGAGCCAUGUCAUUGUGGUCUCAUCCAUGUCUGAAGCCUACGGAGUACCAAGGAUUCGAGUCGGACGGCGAACAACGACCGACCCAUCGCUACAAGAGACCUUCAUCGCUGCCAAGGGGCAAAUCAGCACCAGCGGCAGUAUACUCGGUGAGCUAGUGGCCGAGCAGAUCCUCGUGCGGCGGGACGAGGUCCUCCCCAAGACAGAAGCCGGGAUGCGCCACCGUCGGGAUUCCAUUGAUGCUUAG
Messenger RNA from Aspergillus chevalieri, 357 nucleotides. RefSeq lists its product as uncharacterized. The coding region runs from base 1 to 357 and encodes 118 amino acids. The record is from RefSeq and is a predicted model, not a curated record. Lineage: Eukaryota; Fungi; Ascomycota; Eurotiomycetes; Eurotiales; Aspergillaceae. The transcript has a single exon.